Molecule: messenger RNA, 3891 nt
Organism: Bolinopsis microptera
Lineage: Eukaryota; Metazoa; Ctenophora; Tentaculata; Lobata; Bolinopsidae
Product: protein TEX261-like
Exons: 6
Coding region: 1564-2058 (164 amino acids)
Biological process (GO): endoplasmic reticulum to Golgi vesicle-mediated transport
Cellular component (GO): Golgi membrane; endoplasmic reticulum membrane; COPII-coated ER to Golgi transport vesicle
Molecular function (GO): COPII receptor activity
Source: RefSeq, a predicted model, not a curated record
AGCUCAGAUUCGUGAAUGUAUACGUGCAAUGUUUCGCAUCGUAGUAAACUCGAAGAAACCUCCCCAAAAUGUCCGGACAAUAUUCAAACUAUUCGGCCACGAAAAACAAGUGGACUUGCUCCAGUCCUCUGCAGUGACGGUCCGUGAACCAGAAUUCCCACUCUCACUAACAGGACGACCACGUCUCACAGAACUUUCACUAAAGGGUGUAGCUAAAUACAUGAUGACAGCGGAGUGUCAGAACAUUCUAGUGUUAUCUGGACACGGGAUAUCUGCUCCUGCUGGUAUUCCUAACUAUAGGAAGCUAGGGGGUAUUGAGGCUAGGAAGCUGAUGGGUGAGAAGGGGUGGACGGAGAAGGAGGACGCCAAACAAUUGUUUGAAAAAUACCAUUUUUCUCUUCUGCCGUACGGAAUGCUUCGUUUUGUGCAGGGUUUGUGGCCUGGAAACCAUCGGCCAACGUAUGCACAUUAUUUCAUAAGAACACUUCAAGAGAAAGGGCUGUUACUUAGAAAUUGGACAGAGAACAUCGACAACUUAGAGAAGGUUUGUGGGAUCAGAUCUGAUAAGUUAAUAGAGUUCUAUGGUUCAUUCUUGACCUGGCGAUGUGAAAACAGGGCGUGUGAAACAGCAUACGACCUGCUCUGGUUGAAGGAGCGAAUGGAAAUGUUUCAAUUCCCGAACUGUUCGAAAUGUUUCCACAAAACAGCUCCUGACAUCAGGUGGUACCACGAGUGUUCCAGCUCCAUAUUCAGACAAGCUGAUGUGGAUGCUGAGAACUGUGACCUGCUCAUUGUCAUAGGAUCAGACCUUCUCACGGCCCCAUUCUGUGAGAUCCCAAAACACGUUCCAUGGGACGUGCCACGUCUCAUUAUCCACGACACAGACAUUACAAACGACACCGACGUCAUGGAUUUGAACGUAAAUUUUGAUUUUAAUUCCGAGAACGCAUACCGGGACGUGUUGUGGGAGGGCAACACAGAUCUGGGUAUUUUAUCUCUGAGCAGUUAUUUGCAGUGGGACAGGGAUGUUAAGUAUGUGAUGGAAAGUGACACUGCCCUGCUGCCCACAAGACGGGAGAUUCAGGAGAGACUGGGUAUGGUCAGAGAUGAGGAUCAGAGGAGCAAACCUCUGCCUAAACUUAGAUAACAUAACUGGGUCACGGGUGGUGACUGUUGAGCGCUUUUAUGAUCUGUAUUUUUGUAUUUUAAUGUGCUUCUAAGUUAUUGGGGAACUGCUGAGUGCUGUUUUUUUAUUGAUAUUUAUUAAUAUAGUUUCUGUCAGUUUAUAUUGGCCCUGAAAUGUUUGUGUUUUCCAAGGGCCAAUUAAAGCUGAUACUUAGAUACUACAGUAUUUGAAGAUUUCUAUCGAAAGCAGAAAAAUUUCAUUCUAGUAUUGAACAGUCCCUACUAUACUGAACACUAAUUUACUGUUUAAUGACAAAUUUGGAACAAAAUUUCAGACGGAAAUUAUCCUUCAUAUAACAUAUUUAGCAUAUGUAAUAUUGCACGAUCUAAAUCAUGAAUGUGAUAUGAUUAUUCCUAACCACAGAGAUAGCUGUACCGAUGGGCUGGGCUUUCGCUAUCCUUCAUUGGAUCGCUUUUUUUCUGGAAAUCCUCUUUGCCACAGUCUGUAUAGCGGCGGGAUUAUUCUACAUAACUGAAGUUAUAGAAGAUUACACGUCGAUCUCUAGAAGCUUUUUUAAAUGGAGUAACAUCGCAGUGGUGGGAGCUUAUCUUACUAUGUUUCUGUUCGAGGGUACAGGAACACUAAACCUAAUCCUGGGUAUUCUAACUUUUAUCAUGGCUUGGCAAGUCAUUGAACAGUUCCCUAACAUCGAGAUGGUAUCUCCUUCUUUUAUGGGUCUUAUCGUGUGUAUGAUAUUAAACCACGUGACAGCAUACUGGUUCUUCAAAGAUAGAUUCCUCUCCUUCUCACAGAUAAUUGCCUACUUCACAAUAUGUGUGUGGCUAGUUCCGAUACAGUUAAUCUUGGGCCUGGUAGCCGGAGAAAAUAUACUUCCUACUUCUUCUAAUUCUCGGGGCAGCAACUUUCUGUGAUCUCCUGCACCACCAAACUAACUAAAGAAAAAGAGCUAAAUUUAGAAAAUGAAGAUUUUUUGCUACACAGUAAAGCGAUACAACAUAUUUAACAGAUCAAGAUUUUAAGAGUUUAUGAUAAAAGACUUGAAGCUUGGUAAAAAUUUGAAAUUGUUCUUGGGUGCGAUAUUUUUAAGUCUUCUAAGUUCUUUUUUUGUUUUUUGUCUUAAAGUUUAUAUUGUUAUACCGGAUUGUAAUAUUUAUAAUUGAGAAUUUCGACCUUGUUUUGGAGAUAAAAGAUUUGUUAAUUCUCCACUUACCAAUGUUAAUGUAAUGUUCUAGGGAGAAAUGUACUAUUAAUUUAGCGGUUACUCUCCAACGAUGUAUUGGUAAUCGAUAGAUUGUCUUGUCCAAAAGUUGUGUUCGAUAUAUCCAUUUUCUGUUCGAAUGUGACGCUGGCAAUUUGUGGCUAACGGACUUCCGUGAUUGGUCUAUUUUGGAACACGCUUAGAUGUAAGUAAAAGGUAUCCCACGCAAUAAAUCGAUUAGUCGAGCCGCGCACGUACGUCCUGAUUACGUAUACGCUAGCUGACUCAAUCACAUCUAAGUCGUAUCUGUGCUAGUAAUACUCGGAAUCAGUCCAGUUUACUUUAAUCGUGUCCACUGUUUUAAAUGAAUUUUUUCGUGAUCAGUUAGUGAGUUCACUGUGGAUGGCACAAGACACGACUGAAUAAUUGGAGCAGAUCGAAUUGAAAAUCAACAAAAUGAGACAUAAAGGGAAACUUUUAAAUAUAAACUUUCCUUUGACCGAAUUAAUUGCUCCUCUGACCAAUAUGUCAGUUAACUAUGGAUGGCAUAACACAAAAUUAAGCUACUGGAAGUUAUAGCCGGCGAAAGCAGUAAAAUAUUAAAAAUCACCAAAAUGGGAUAUUUUGGAACACUUAGAUAUGAAAUUUUAAGUUCUGAAUAUUAGUUUUGACCAAAUUACUCUCUGCCGACCAAUUAGCCAGUUAAGUAUAGAUAGCAUAAGAUACAAUUUAUGUACUGAAAGUUAGAUUCCCGGAGAAAGCUUCUAAAAAUGGGAAAUCGCCAAAAUGUACUACCGUAGAAAUAGGAUGAUGAUUAAUCACUCUACACGUGACUUACUUAAUCACGUCCUCUAUAUGGCCGUGAUAGACUAUUCAAAACCUUAACACUCCACUCCAACCCCACCCAAUCCCUAACUGAAGCCUAGAUGCUAAAACCCUAACGAGAAAUCAGGCCAUGUCACGUGAUCGGGACAGUUUUUCGCUGAUAACUCACCAGGAGAGCUUCUUAACCUUAUGUCGUGUGGGGUGACUCGGAAUCAGCGUUCAAAAAUACAUCAGUUAGUAAUUUGGAAUUAUCUCGAAGUUCGAGUGUAGAGUGAUUUAGCACGCUCGGUAGAAAAUAUUCUAAUAUUAACUUUCUUGGACCAAAAUUUCACUGGGAUUUGUCUGUUAACGGUUAACCAUGCAUUGCAUGAUAACAAUUAAGGUUGAAGGUACUGGAAAUUACAUUUCUCGGAUAAAAUUUAAAAAUGGAAAAUCACAAAAAUUGAAACAUGAUUAUCAUAAUGAUUGAUUGAUUAUGGGAUUAUGUGAAACAUUCAAAUAUGAACAUUGAAUAUGAACUUUCUUGUACCGAAUUUCACAGUUUUGACUAUUCAAGCGGGUUCAAAAGAAUUCCAACGUCCAGAAUUGAGUUUCUAAUUUGUUUUUCAAUUCCUAUCACUUUUUUACCAAACCUAAUCAAUGCUAUGUUUAUAAUCUGUAAUUUUAAAAUAAUCUGUACAGUGAAAUUAAUUUGAAACUUAAACCCAUUGUAAAUUUGAUU